UAUUACACUGAAAAAACUUAUGUUAUAGGUGCAUUUAAUAUUCGAGCAUUCAGUGUUAUAAAAAGUGCAAACGAAUCUAUAAUGAGAAUCAUUAAGAAUAUUAUCAGAAGUUAUGAUAUCAUUUUAUGCCAGGAGAUCCACGCACCUCAAGAUGAAAUUGAAUUUAUUAAAGAACUAGUUGAAUCAAUUUCAACUUCCUCUACGCCAUACACAUACACUUUAUCUGACCCUGUUGGUAGAGAUAAUGAAAGGUAUCUAUAUAUUUAUAAGGAGAAAGUUUGGCGAUUGAACAAAGCUUACAUAAUUAAUGAGGAGAAGUUGGAUGUCAAAUUUAUAAGAAAUCCUUAUAUUGCCAAAUUUCAGUAUCAAAGACAUUCUGAAGUAUGGAUUAAUCUUGUUGGAUAUUAUACAGAACCCAGAAACGCGUAUUAUGAAGUACGAGCUAAUGAACUAUUUUCUAUGGAUGAAUUAAUAUAUGCAUUUGAUAAUCUUAUUAAUAAGUCUGACAAUUUCUCUAAAUUUGUUUCCGAGAGGAAAGAAUCCAGAAAAAAAGUUUUCGAUGAACCUAUAAUUAUGAUAGGGGAUUUUGAUACAUCAGAUCUUAGGAAAGAUGAAUAUACAAAAGUUGACAGAUUAUUGCAACAAAAUGAGUUAGUUCUGGUUGGGUUAAAUGCUUCGUAUGAUCAGUUUAUUUUUGAAAAGAAGGUGAAGAAAAAAAUGAUCAAAAGUGUUAAAGUGUGGAGAUUUAAUAAGGAUUGGUCAUACAAUGAUCUGUCUAUUGUCGAAGAAGCAACUAAACUCAUAUUUAAUAAUUUUCCUAUAAAAUUUGUAUUUAAAUUAGA
Messenger RNA from Racocetra persica, 842 nucleotides. The record is from the annotation of a GenBank genome assembly. NCBI's taxonomy places the organism in Eukaryota, Fungi, Glomeromycota, Glomeromycetes, Diversisporales, Gigasporaceae.